Messenger RNA from Choloepus didactylus (southern two-toed sloth), 342 nucleotides. It is a transcript of the gene SMIM23, whose product is annotated as small integral membrane protein 23. The transcript has 4 exons. The record is from RefSeq and is a predicted model, not a curated record. The coding region runs from base 1 to 342 and encodes 113 amino acids. NCBI's taxonomy places the organism in Eukaryota, Metazoa, Chordata, Mammalia, Pilosa, Megalonychidae.
AUGAACAUGCUGACACUGGUGGCCUUGCUGGUCUUGGUGCUGUACUUGGGCACAUGGAUAUCAGGAAAAAGUUGGGAGGUGUCAGAAAGGAUCAGAGAAUGUAACUAUCUCCAGAAUCCUGUGACUUCCCAGGACUUUGAAUAUGAGACCAAUGAACCCUCAGAAAAGCCAGUAAAGGUCAUCAGGAGCUGGUUGAAGGAGAACUUGCAUGCGCUCUUGGAGAAGCUGGAGGAAGAGGUUCGGGAGUUGGAGCAGCUGCUACGAGACCUGGAGGAGUGGCUGGAUGCAUUCCUGGGAGAACACCUGGAAGAGCCCUGCUCCACCCUCAAAAGUCACUUGUGA